UGGUAUUUUCUCGGUGAAACUUCGGAGCAAUGUCCAAGGCAGACAAAGCUCAGAAGUUUCUGGAAACUUCUAGAUUAUAGAAAGAGGCAUCAGCAACCUGUUGCACAGCCACUUCAAAUACUUAUAAAAACCCACGAACAAGUCUUCGUGGAAGAACAGAGAACAGACAUCAUCUUUAUUCUUUAAAUACUGGAGGAUCACUCUGUGACCUCUGGGGGGAUAAUACAUUUAUAACACCCUUCUUUUUCCCACGAUAUUCCAACACGUGAAUAAUCCGACACCACUCUCUAAGCCACAUGCACACCGCGGGAAGGCGCUAAUAUGUAUUGGGUAAGCGCCUUUUUGAGCGCCGUGCACUCCGCUAUUACACGUGAUGCUCUCACGUGAUAGCGCUCGGGCCAUGCGCAUAUUCCAAGGCUUCACGCAUGUUCCCCACAAAGCCCGCCUAGCGGUAACUGUUCAAUGACUUGCAUGAACAGAUCUGCAGGCACCUAACUGAUCUUAGCCUUUGAAUCUCGCCUUUCUCACCACAAGAAGUUGAAUCUUCCAGCUGCUCACCAUCUUCUCCAUUACUGCCCAGCGAGGCAUCGAAAAAUUGCAGGCGGCUAAAAAUAGAUGGGUCAAAAAAAGGCCUUCUUUUCAGGGUCAAGCUCGUCCCCCCGUCAAGCAUGGACCGAGCAAACCAAGUGCUAGCACAAGGCAUUCCCCAUGGCGUACGCAAUACAUACCGCGCUCUAGCAGAACAUCACAACGUCGCUCGCUCUACCCUCCAUGAUCGCGCACAUGGCAAACGCUCGAAAGAAGAGAAAGCCCAGAGUCAACAGUAUCUCACCCCAUGUGAAGAAAAAGCCAUCGUAAACUUUUUGUUGCAAAUGGCUGAAUUCGGACAACCUGUAAGGAUAAAGCAUAUACCUUCCCUAGCCUUCAUCAUCGCUCGCCAGCGAUCCACGAACAAACCAGCCAAGCCUCCAGGCAAGAACUGGGCUCGGGCUUUCGAGAAGCGCCAUCCCGAAAUCAAAGCAAGAAAAAGCACGGCGCUAGACUGGGAUCGCUACAAUAUCUAUGAUAAGGUCGUGAACUGGUUUGAUGUGAUUGGAAAAGUAUUGCAGGAUCAGACUAUCUUACCGGAAAAUGUCUAUAACAUGGACGAGACAGGAGUGAUGUUAAGUAUGCUCGACAGUGUGAAGGUCCUGGUCGGUAAGGAUGAUCUACGAAGCUAUCGAGGCGCGCGUGUGAAGCGUACAGUAGUAACCGCGAUCGAAUGCAUCAGCGCCGAUGGUAGGUAUCUGGACCCAAUGAUAAUCUGGCCAGCCUCAACUCACCGAGCUAACUGGACUACGUUCCCCACUCCUGGAUGGCAUUAUGCAUACUCCGAGUCUGGAUAUACCGACUCUAAAAUCAGCUUAGAGUGGCUUAAGCGUAUCUUCGAUCCUCAAACAAAAGAACAGGCUAACGGAAAACCACGGGUCUUGAUAUGUGACGGCUUCGGGACGCACGAAACCCUUGAAAUCCUGGAGUUUUGUUUUGAGAACAGCAUUUUGCUAUGCCGUCUUCCCUCUCACACAUCCCACAAGCUACAGCCUUGUGAUAUUGCUGCGUUUGCCCCACUGAAAGCAGCCUAUCGUGACCAGGUCGAGCGGCUGGAACGAGGAGGUAUAGGGACGAUUGGCAAGCAACAUUUUACCUACCUAUACAGCCCUGCAAGGGAGAGGGCUUUCACUGAGAGAAACAUCCUUGCAGGAUGGAAAGCAAGCGGUUUGUAUCCCUUCAAUCCCGACAAAAUACUCACAGAUAUCCCGAAGCCGGCUGCUGGACCGACGGUUGCUAAACCGACCAUUCCUACCCUCAGAACUUGUGAAAUCGAUUCUUGUCCGCAGGGUGAAAUAGUCCACACGCCAGUAACACCAGGGGCUCUUACAUCGUUGCAUAACCUGAUUAAAGAGGAUACUUAUGCGGAAGAUGAGAUGAGUAAACAGCGCCUACAGAGGCACAUACAGAAAUUUGCCAACGCUGCCCAAACAUGCUUUGCCGAGCGUGCUCUUCAGCGGCAACAAAUCCAUUUCCUAAGGAAAGUAAACAAUGAAGCCAGAGUUCGCCGAUCUACUAGAUCGCUGGUGAUAGGGACGGCGAAGGUCAUGAGCUAUGAGGAUCUUGAGGAGGCACGGAAGAAACGUGCUGAAAAGGAUGCAGCUAAAGCGAAGGGUAAAGAAAAACGUGGUCGAAAGCGCAAGAGUGAUGCAUCAGAGACAGAUGCUAUAGGCCCGGAGGCUAAAGUAGCACGGAUGAGUGAAGAGCUAGAGCCAUUGAGGGCUCCAGUGCCAUCCGUACAGGCUGUCCCAGUAGCACGAAUGUAUUAA
Messenger RNA from Periconia digitata, 2357 nucleotides. The record is from the annotation of a GenBank genome assembly. NCBI's taxonomy places the organism in Eukaryota, Fungi, Ascomycota, Dothideomycetes, Pleosporales, Periconiaceae.